ACUACACACCACACAAUGGCCUCUCUAGCCCCCGAACCCGACUCAACAACCCCACCACCUCAUAAAAACCCCUACCCCACCUCCCCCCGCCUCGACAUGCCCUUCGACCGCCGCCUCCUCCUAACCACCACCCUCUCCUUCCUCUCAGGCUUCACCCUGGGCUCCUUAUCCGCAGGCCACAUGGCCUCACUCCGUUUCCGCGCCGAAAACGCGCACCGUCUCCCGACUUCAAAUCCAGGCUGGUACCUCUACCACAAAUCCAAAAACUACUACAAGUGGCGGUACGGGAUUGUCGAAGGGCUCAGAAAGGGCACGUAUAUCGCCGCAUGGAGUAUGGUGUUUUUCGUAGUGGAAGAGAGCCUGGAUGUUUUUCGGGGCACGUGGAGGGCGGGACGCACGAUGGAGGAGAUGGAGGGCGUGGAUGAGUUGGAUUUGAAGAAGAUUGAGAGGGGGGUGAGUGGGAGUAGGGAUUUCGUUAGUAGUGCGCUUGCGGGGAUGGUGACGGGGGGUGUGUGGAGUGCGUGGCAUCAGUUUCCGGUUUCGACGGCUGCGAGGACGAUUCGGUUGGGGUUGUUGGUUGGGUUGGGGUUUGGGUUGGGACAAGAUGGACUGGUUUGGGCAAAGGCGAGGUGGGGCGGGGGAAGGGAGAGUGAGAGCUGGAUUUACAGGGGCGCGAGGAAUAGGAGGGUUGAGGAGGAG
Molecule: messenger RNA, 699 nt
Organism: Bipolaris sorokiniana ND90Pr
Lineage: Eukaryota; Fungi; Ascomycota; Dothideomycetes; Pleosporales; Pleosporaceae
Exons: 1
Source: RefSeq, a predicted model, not a curated record